Lampris incognitus (smalleye Pacific opah) is the source of this 3270-nucleotide messenger RNA. It is a transcript of the gene cacna2d3, whose product is annotated as calcium channel, voltage dependent, alpha2/delta subunit 3. Gene Ontology annotation, cellular component: voltage-gated calcium channel complex. The transcript is spliced from 38 exons. NCBI's taxonomy places the organism in Eukaryota, Metazoa, Chordata, Actinopteri, Lampriformes, Lampridae. The coding region runs from base 1 to 3270 and encodes 1089 amino acids. The record is from RefSeq and is a predicted model, not a curated record. Gene Ontology annotation, molecular function: voltage-gated calcium channel activity.
AUGCAGUGGAAGUGGAGGAUGGUCUUUCCGCACGUGUGCUGCACCACUUUCCUUUUCUGUUGGAUCUCCUUCGGUGUUCUCCUGGUGGAGGUGGUGGGCUCUCAACAAGGAAUCCCGCCGUCGGUUGUGAAGCUCUGGGCGUCGGCGUUCGGCGGAGAAAUCAAAUCUAUUUCUGCAAAAUAUUCGGGAUCCCAGUCAUUGCAAAAGAAAUACAAGGAAUUCGAGAAGUCUGUCAGAGUAGAGGAGAUCGAUGGCGUGAAGCUGGUGAGGAACCUGGCCCUGAAGAUGGAGGAGAUGUUCCGGAAAAAAGCGGAGGCCACGAGGCGGUUGGUGGAGGCGGCUGAGGAGGCUCAUCACCAGCACGAGGAGAACCCCGACCUGCAGUACGAGUACUUCAAUGCGGUGCUGAUCAACGAGGUGGAUGAGGAGGGGAACAGCGUGGAGCUGGGAGGGCAGUUCAUCCUGGAGCCCAACGACCAUUUCAACAACCUGUCGGUCAACCUCAGCCUCAGUGUGGUGCAGGUGCCUACCAACAUGUACAACAAAGACCCUGAUAUAGUGAAUGGGGUUUAUUGGUCGGAGGCCCUCAAUAAAGUGUUUGUGGAUAAUUUCGAGAGAGAUCCCUCGCUUAUUUGGCAGUACUUCGGGAGUGCCAAGGGCUUCUUCAGGCAGUACCCUGGGGUGAAGUGGCAUCCAGACGAGCAUGGGGUCAUUGGCUUUGACUGCAGGAACAGGAAGUGGUACAUCCAGGCAGCGACAUCUCCUAAGGAUGUUGUGAUCUUAGUGGAUGUGAGUGGGAGCAUGAAGGGACUGAGGCUGACCAUUGCCAGACAGACUGUCUCCUCUAUACUGGACACACUUGGAGAUGACGACUUCUUCAACAUCAUCGCAUACAAUCAGGAAAUCCACUACGUUGAGCCUUGUCUGAACGGCACAUUGGUCCGGGCCGACAGAGCAAACAAAGACCAUUUCCGGGAACAUCUGGAUAAGCUAUUUGCCAAAGGGAUUGGCCUGUUAGGCGAGGCUCUGACCGAAGCGUUCACCAUCCUCAACGAUUUCAACCAGACUGGACACGGCAGUGUGUGCAGCCAGGCCAUCAUGCUUGUGACUGACGGGGCAACAGAAAUGUAUGACGAUGUUUUUGAAAAGUUCAACUGGCCGGAUAGAAAGGUGCGCAUCUUCCCUUACUUGAUUGGCCGAGAGUCUGCGUUUGCUGAUAACCUCAAAUGGAUGGCUUGUGCGAAUAAAGGGUAUUUCAGUCAGAUCUCCACUUUAGCUGAUGUCCAGGAGAACGUGAUGCGAUACCUUCACGUUAUGAGCCGUCCCAAAGUGAUCGACCAUGAGCACGACACGGUCUGGACUGAAGCCUAUGUGGAUAGUGCCCUUUCCCAGGCUCAUAAGCUCAGUGACAAAGCUGGGCCAAGCCUGAUGACCACAGUAGCCAUGCCUGUCUUCAGCACAAAGAAUGAAACGAAGAACCAGGGUAUUCUGUUGGGGGUGGCGGGCACAGACAUCCCCCUCCAGGAGCUCAUGACACUCAUCCCCAAACAUAUGCUAGGGAUCCAUGGGUACGCAUUUGCCAUCACAAACAAUGGCUACAUCCUAACACAUCCAGACCUCAGGCCGCUGUACCAGCAGGGUCAGAAGAGGAGGAAACCCAACUACAGCAGUGUGGACCUGUCUGAGGUGGAGUGGGAGGACAAAGAUGACAUUCUCCGCAAUGCUAUGGUCAACAGGAAGACGGGGACUUUCUCUAUGGAGGUGAAGAAGACGGUGGAUAAAGGGAAACGUGUCCUCAAGAUGCACAAUGACUAUUACUACACAGACAUCAAGGGAACGCCAUUCAGUGUUGGAGUGGCUCUGUCCAGAGGCCACGGCAAGUACUUCUUCAGGGGAAACGUAUCCGUUGAAGCAGGGCUCCACGAUCUGGAACAGCCAGAUGUCGCAUUGGCAGAUGAAUGGACCUACUGCAAUACUGAUGAGUACCACGAGCACCGCCACUUGACCCAGAUCCAAGCCAUCAAGCUGUUCCUGACUGGGCGCCGACCCCACCUCAAAUGUGACAGGGAGCUGAUACAGGAGGUGCUGUUUGAUGCUGUGGUCACGGCUCCACUGGAGGCCUAUUGGACUGGACUGGCCCUCAACAAGUCAGAGAACUCAGACAAAGGAGUGGAAAUUGCUUAUCUGGGCACACGCACUGGCCUAUCAAGAACCAACCUGUUUGUUGUCCCUGAACAGCUUUCCAAUCAAGACUUCCAGACAGCAGAGGACAAGGAGGGUGUGUUCAACGCAGACCACUUCCCGCUGUGGUACAAGAGAGCGGCAGAACAGGUCCCCGGGACCUUCGUCUACUCCAUUCCCUUUAGCUCAGCCUCAGAAAACAAGAGCGUGGUCUUGGCCAGCACAGCAAUUCAGCUCCUCGAUGACAGGAAAUCUCCCAUUGUUGCAGCUGUGGGAAUCCAGAUGAAGCUGGAGUUCUUCCAGAGGAAGUUCUGGACCGCCUGCAGACAGUGCACUGCCCUGGAUGGGAAGUGUAGUAUUAGCUGUGACAGUGAGGCUAUCAACUGCUACCUCAUCGACAACAAUGGCUUCAUUCUAGUCACAGAGGAAAACGCUCAGACAGGGCUCUUCUUCGGAGAAGUAGAAGGUGCUAUGAUGAACAAACUGCUCCAGAUGGGGUCCUUCAAAAGGAUCACUCUGUAUGACUACCAGGCUCUCUGCAAAGAGUACGCCGGGAGCAGCGACAGCGCCCGCAUUUUAUCUGAUCCCUUCUCUGUCGUAAAAUGGCUCUUGACUGAACUUGUCAUUUUUCUGCUGGAGUUUAACCUGUACAGCUGGUGGAACGUCGAUGUGUCUGUCAAAGCCCAGAGGUCUCGCGGUAAAACCAUGAUGGUCCCGUGUGACACAGAGUACCCAGCCUUCUUUUCUGAGCGCACCAUCAAGGAGACAACAGGCAGCAUUGACUGUGAGGGCUGCAUAAGGUCAUUUGUCAUACAGCAGAUUCCCAGCAGUAACCUCUUCAUGGUGGUUGUGGACAACAAGUGUGACUGCAGUUCUUCUCCUCCAGUCUCCAUGGAUCCUAUUGAGAUCAUGUACAACGAGUCUCUGAAAUGUGACAGACUGAAGUUUCAGAAAGACAGGAAGAAGCCUGAGUCAUGCCAUCCAUUCCACCCUGAGGAAAACGCCAUGGAGUGUGGCUCGGCGACAGGCCUGUCCGGUCCGGUUACCGCGGCGCUGUUUCCCCUGCUAGUCUCUCUCAUCAGUAGGUGA